This is a messenger RNA of Phacochoerus africanus (Common warthog), 1326 nucleotides long. RefSeq names its product translation initiation factor IF-2-like. The coding region runs from base 39 to 833 and encodes 264 amino acids. The record is from RefSeq and is a predicted model, not a curated record. The transcript has 2 exons. NCBI's taxonomy places the organism in Eukaryota, Metazoa, Chordata, Mammalia, Artiodactyla, Suidae.
AGGUCAGACGCAGCAGCGCUUCCCCUCGCGAAGCGGGCAUGGCAGACACGGAGGCGACCAGGAAGGCAGGCACCUUCACCUCCUCUGCCCUCAACUGUCGCCUUCUUCCUCCUCCACCCCCCGCGGGCACCCCGGCGCGCUGCCCCGGCGGACAGCGGGCCGGGUCAGGCUGGGCCGGGGGCGAGGCGGGCGGCGGGGGCCGGCGAGCGGCGCGGUGGGCAUUGCCGGGCCGGGCCGGGCCCGCGGGCGGCCUCCCCCGGGGCGACUCCGGGCUCCGGGCUCCCGGCUCCGCGCCCGGCCCGGCGGCGGCGGCGGCGGCGGCAGCGGGAACGCGGGCGCCAGCUUUCCGCGGCCGGCCGCCCGCACACACCCCCGGCCGCCGGCUCCCACCCCGCCCGCCGCCCCCCGCCAUGAGCGCCGCCGCUGGCUGCAGGCAGAGUCGCUGCCGCCCCGGCCGCCGCUGGCUCCAGUCCGCCGCCAUUAUUCUUUGUUCGCUGCGAGCGGCGGCGAUGGUGUGGGGCUCGGGCGGAGGCUCCAUCUUUACCGCGGCCCCUCCUGCGAGGGGAAGGCCCCGAGCGCGGGUGUCCGGCGCCUCCCCGUCCCCCCUCCGUCCCCCCGGCUCUCUCCGGCUCCUGCCUCCUCCUCCUGCUCCUCUUACCGGUGGUACAAGCUCCUCCGUCACUGCUUUCGUUCGCGGCCCGGAUCUCGCUGGAGUUUUAUUCUCUCCCCCACGUAACACACCGCGUCAAACUACACCUCCGCCGCGUCACUCACCAACACUCCGCUUCUCCCAGCCGCCCGGGCCACAGGCAGCAGCAGCCGCCGCCGACUGAGGACUCGCAGCCAGGGAGCCAGCCAGCGCCGCCCAGUGCCGAGUGCGCAGCGGCCGCGCACGGAAACAGCCGAGCUCGGCCCGGUGGAGCUCGAGCGGCCCCGCCCUCCGCUCUGGAGGCGGAACUUGCCGAAGACCUUCGGGUUCCCUCGGGCGCGGCGGAGGGGUUCCGCGGGAUGAGGGAAGGAGAAGGUGGGCUGGGGCGGGCGGCAGGGUGGGGAGGAGUGGUCUACGUCUCCUCGCCGGGUAUAGACGGAUAAAACCGGCAGCGGAAAUUUGCAGGAAGAAGUUGGGCUUGUGUGUGGCCGGGUGGGGAAUUCCCGAGGGGUGUCGACGGCUUGUUGGAAACCCCCGCGCCGGCUGCCUUUCGGCGCCUGGAUCAUGGUGGGUCCACUAAAGCAUUGCCUUCUUGUGGGGCCUGGUUUCAACAUGGCCACGCUCUCUGCCAUCUCUGUCUCAGUUCCGUAUAACCUGAAAGAGAUGAAGACUUCUUU